Lingula anatina is the source of this 1549-nucleotide messenger RNA. Its product is annotated as G patch domain-containing protein 3. Gene Ontology annotation, biological process: negative regulation of type I interferon production; negative regulation of RIG-I signaling pathway; positive regulation of DNA-templated transcription. The record is from RefSeq and is a predicted model, not a curated record. NCBI's taxonomy places the organism in Eukaryota, Metazoa, Brachiopoda, Lingulata, Lingulida, Lingulidae. Gene Ontology annotation, molecular function: nucleic acid binding.
UCAAGAUGGCCGCAAGUGCUUCAGGCGAAUCUUUUACGUAUGGGUAUGUUGGCAAUAUUCCGGCAGCGUAUCAUUCUUCGGAUUUACGGAAUUAUUUCUCCCAAUUUAUAGAAAGAGGAGGAUUUGACUGUUUUCAUUUUCGCCACAGACCAGAGAUAAGAAAACCCGUAGACAGUGAUCCUUCGAUGUCGAAUGAGACUGAGCUUCAUCCUCAAAGUCAAACGACUGGCACCAAAACGUUGUGUUGCGUUUUCAGGUUGAAAAAACAGAAGCUAGAGGAGCUCAUCAGACAAUAUCACAGAAAACACUGGUUGGACAGGAAUGGUGAAUCUAUACGACCACUAUGUUUGAUUAAACGUGUGAGGAUAAUGGAUGAAAAAGAUAUGGGAAAUCAGAGAUAUAAAACAAGAAGAGAACAAAAACAAAUUCCACAGGACAGAGAACAAUUUACCAGAGCUGAUUUAUCCAAACUGAUAGAACUUCAUCCUCCUGAUAUAAUGCCUAAUGGCAAUGUGGGAACUCCAACUUUGGUCUUUUUAGACCUGAUUAAGCAGUGCAGGCUGCCUCCAGUUAUUAUAAAAAAACUCGGACUCUCAUUUCCAAAGACAAGGUCAAAAAGAAAAUAUGGGAAUGUCCCCUUUGAAUAUGGGGGAGAGGUAAUUCAAGGAGACUCUACUGACACUGAGACUCAUGUUAUAAGUGGUAGUGGACAUGUUCUGCAAGCAGAGAGUGCAACUCCAGCAGAACUGUUAGGUAAUCAAGAAUAUAACAUGGAAGACAGAACAAAGGGGAAGAAAGAGGAUCAGGACAGUGAAAAUGAAGAAAAUGAAGAUUCUGAUCCUGACAAUGAUGACGACACCUGUGAGGAGUGGGAACGCCAUGAGGCCACCACGGAUGACCCCUGGGAUGUUGAGAGGAACAAGGAGAGGCUAUUUGAGGAGGACAUAGAGCUAAAGUGGGAGAAGGGGGGAUCAGGACUGGUCUUCUAUACAGAUGCUCAAUACUGGGAUGAGCAGGAAGGAGACUUUGAUGCUAAGACAGCAGAUGACUGGGAUGUUGAUAUGAGUGCAUAUUAUGAUGCUGAAGGUGGAGACAUGGAUGCUAGGGAUUUCCUUGCAAUGAGAAAGGAAACUAGGAGAAGAAAUGGGGAAGAAGAUAUAUCUGUUGUGAAUAAUAAGAUUGGCAAAUUUGAAAGGCAUACCAAGGGGAUUGGAAGGACAAUAUUAGAAAGACAGGGCUGGACAGAUGGUCAGGGUUUAGGUUCCACUAUACGUGGAAUGGCAGAUGCUUUGGACAAUGAUGGACAACACCCAAAAGAUAAAAAAGGAUUGGGGUAUCAUGGGGAAAAACUUAUUCGUUAUGGCUUCAAAAGACCGAGGGCAGAAAAGCAGGUGAUAAUUUCCACAAUAUAUGACAAUCCAGAAGACACUGACCCAGCUGAACCCUUACUGCGCAGGAAAAACCCACACUCCUUGAAAUACAGAGAACCAGUAAAUUUUACAAAAGCUUGUGACAAGGAAUAGAUUUUUUCAAGUUUGAUGUGCUGAAU